This is a messenger RNA of Oldenlandia corymbosa var. corymbosa, 2650 nucleotides long. NCBI's taxonomy places the organism in Eukaryota, Viridiplantae, Streptophyta, Magnoliopsida, Gentianales, Rubiaceae. The record is from the annotation of a GenBank genome assembly.
GUCAUAGGUUACAGCAAUAUGCACCUCUCAAAACUAAUUCAAAAUUAUCCAAAAGAACACUGACCUAAUAAUGAUUGAUGCUGGAAAACAUUUGUGAAAAACAUCAAUGAAGACUGUCCCGAACAAUAGUAUGUCCCUUAACUCCUCCACUUCUACACUUGAAAAUUCUUUAGCAUAUAAAUAGGGUCAUUUGGUGGCUUGAAUAUUUCAUGAUUUCUGAUGAUCUACUUUAUUUAGGCCAAAGGCCAACAGACCUGCCUUUUUCUUUCCCUAGAGAUAGCUUUAAAAAUCUCCCCCUCCUUCCACCUAAAGCGAAAACCAACUCAUUAAACACGAAUCCGAUGGAACCAGAUGGUGACCCUCCACCUUUCUGGUCUGCCUCAACCGCCACCAUCCUCCACCACCAACGCCGUCGCCGGCGUCAACCUUCUCCGAUCUUCAGCCCCGUUUCACUCAUUCUUCUCCUACCGAUCAUAGCAUUACUGAUCAUAUUUUUCUUGCUUCCUCCAUUUCUCUCUCACACGACUCAGAUUCUUCGCCCCACUUAUUCAGUCAAAAAGAGUUGGGAUUCUUUGAAUAUCCUUUUGGUCGUGUUUGCAAUUCUUUGCGGUGUUUUUGCUAGGUGGAACGACGACGUUUCCGCCGCCGAGGAAGCUUCUUCGGAUCAUCAAAAUGCUGUUAGUACUUCUGAUUCCGGUUUUGCUAGUACAGCAGCUGAUCAGCUUAAUGAAACCACUCGAGUGGCGCGGUGGUUUGACGCUCCGGUCGGAUUGCCGCCGGAGAGCGGCGGUGUUAACCGUUUGAGGAGAAGCAGCAGUUCGUAUCCUGAUUUGAGACAAGGAUUACUGUGGGAAACCGGAGAAUCACGGUACCGAUAUUUUGAUGAUAUCGACGUGUACAGGCAGCAGGCCACUCCUUCCGAUCACCUAAACCACCGCGCACGCAGGAGUGAUGCGCGGAAUAAGGAGGAUACUAAUAAUGGAAUUAAAGUGAUUCCAGUGGACACUUUUGAAAUUCACUCGGAUCGGCCGCCUUCCCCUGAACCGCAACCACCGAAGCCACCGGCACCUCCGCCUCCGCCUCCCCCACCGCCGAUUAAUUCAAAGCCGAGGCGAACACUCCAGAGUGUACCACGAAAACAUAAGGUUAGGUUUGAAGUCAAGGUUGCUGAGGCUGAGUUGGAAGAAAGCCGAUCACCGAGAACAGCAGCUCCGCCGCCGCCGCCACCGCCGGAAAGCUUAAAGCCGAGACAAACACGUCAGCGUAAACGAAGGGAAGGAAAACCACGCGUUCAAGCUAAGGUUGCGGAGGCCGAGUCGGAAGAAGUUUUACCGCCACCACAAGCACCACCGCCGCCACCGACGCCUCCCCCUCCUCCGCCUCCACCACCGCCAAUUCCACUGUCAACUGUUGAUAUUGAUCGAUUUUCGGAGCGGAGACUGCAGAGGAAAAAGAGCGGGGCCAAGGAAAUAGCCACUGCUAUUGUUUCCUUAUAUAGUGAUCGGAAAAGAAAGAAAAAAUCAAAGCAGAGAAACAGUUCAGAAAGUUCCAGCGAAAAUUCUCCGACUAGUGUACAUUCAACUAUUCCACCAGCAACGCCGCCGCCUCCACCACCACCUCCGCCGCCGCCACCAUCGAAGGUUUUUCAGAACCUCUUCAAGAAAAGCAGCAAAAACAAACGCGUACACUCUGUUCCGGCAAAUGUGCCCCCUCCUCCACCGCCGCCGCCUCCUCCAAACUCAAUUUUCAACAACAUUUUCAAAACCGGGAGCAAGCGUUUCGAUUCAUCUUCGUCGGCCGCUCUGCCUCCACCACCACCUCCCCUGCCACCGUCCUCAAUCCUCAAUACUCUUUUCAAGCCAGGAAAUAAAAGCAGGAGGUUCAAAUUAGAUAACAAAACUCCUCCGCCGCCGCCGCCGCCACCGCCGCCGCCGCCACCUCCUCAGAAUCAGGUGUCAUCCAGACGACAGCCUCCAAUUACGCGAUCAGAAUCAUCCAGACGCUUGCCGUGCACCGCCUGGAAGCCACCAUUGCCAGCAAAACCAAACACCUAUUACGAGGAAUACCUGAACAGCGGCGCACAAUCGCCGUUGGUGCCACUCCCUCCACCACCUCCGCCGCCGUUCAAAAUGCCGGAAUUCAAAUUCGUGGCUAGGGGAGAUUUUGUUCGGAUAUUGAGCGCCCACAGCUCAAGGUGUAGCUCUCCGGAAAGGGCGGAAUUAGAAGACGUGGAGGUGAUGUCAGUCAAAUCAUCAUCAGAGACAAUGGACGGCCCAGAUUCAAACGGGCCGUCGGUGUUUUGCCCAAGCCCGGAUGUGAACUUGAAAGCCGACUCUUUCAUUGCUCGGCUGAAGGGUGAAUGGAAGCUCGACAAGAUGAACUCGAUGAGGGAGAGGGACACGUCAUCACUCCAUUCUCCACGCCCAAAUCUUGACUGAGCAUUAUUUUUCCCUUUUUUUUUUUGUUCAAAUUAAUUUUUGGACAAUCAUACUAAAUUUUUGCUCCCAAUUCCAAAAAAAAAAAAGGAAAAAAAAAGAUAUGCUAGAAGUAGUAGAAAAUGUGGUUGAUGAGUGGAUAUGUACAGAAGAAGUAGAGGAUUUGAAAGGGAUAUAUUUGCUACUCUGAUUGCUUUUUUUUUUUUUUUUUUUUU